AUGCUAAACAUACAAAAUUAUGGCAGCAGUUCGGAAGAUGAAUCUGAUGACAAUUCGGAUGAUAGAAAACAAAAUAGUAAUGAGACAUUAUUGACUCAUUUAAAACCUGUUGAUCCCAACCUAUCCUUAGCGAGGAAAAUGGAAAUAUGUGCUGCUCCCAUUGUGACACCCACGAAUAACGACGACACUAGAGUGUUAAUUCGAAACAAUCAAGAGCUUAUGCACAACCCGAAAUAUGAAGAAUUGUUUGCUCCAGAAUAUGGCCCAGAGAAUCCAUUUCAAACACAGCAGAUGAAAGCUAAUAGGAAUAUGUUGUCGGGGUACGUUGAGAAAGCACAUAUCAGUGAAUUUCAAUUCGAAAACCAAAGACGUACAUUUACAAGUUAUGGUUAUGCUGUUGAUCCAUCAACAGAUGGCGAUACUGGAAGUGGAGAUGCGAUUGUGGUUUCAGCAAUGGUGGCACCCCCAGCAGAAACUGAGGGUAAGACAGUGUUUGAAACUGUUAAAAAAAGACCAUUGGACAAUCGGAAAAGGAGCAAAAAUGAUGACCCUGGGGACAUAAAUGGAUUUCUUGGACCUUGGGGUGGCUACAUAGGAGAGCAAAGAGUAAUGAAGCCAGAAGGUGACGAAGCAAAAGAACUGCAAGAGAUAUUAGCUAAAAGACAGAAAAAGGGCAAAGUGGAUGAUGACAAACCUUUGGAGGAGAAAUCUAUAUUCCAUUUGGAUCAGGCUACAGAUUAUCAAGGCCGCUCAUGGCUUGAGCCUCCAAGAAGCGAAACACAGUUGCGAAGUGACACUCCACCGGAUAAAUGCUUCCUGCCUAAGGCGCACGUGCAUACGUGGAAGGGGCACACGAAGGGCGUGGCGGCGGUGCGUUGGUUCCCCGCCACGGCGCACCUGAUGCUGUCAGCCGGCAUGGACUGCAGGGUCAAGAUCUGGGAGGUGUACGGCGACCGGCGCUGCGUGCGGACGUACUUCGGCCACCGGCAGGCCGUCAGGGACGUCAACUUCAACAACGCGGGCGACAGGUUCCUCUCCGCCGCGUACGACCGCUACAUAAAGCUGUGGGACACGGAGACGGGCGCGUGCGUGUCGCGCUUCACGUCGCGCAAGGUGCCCUACUGCGCCAAGUUCCACCCCGACGCCGACAAGCAGCACCUCUUCGUGGCGGGCACCUCCGACAAGAAGAUCGUCUGCUGGGACAUUCGGAGCGGCGAGGUGGUGCAGGAGUAUGACCGCCACCUGGGCGCGGUCAACACCAUCACCUUCGUGGAUGACAACAGGAGAUUCGUCACCACUUCGGAUGACAAGAGUCUUCGCGUCUGGGAAUGGGACAUCCCCGUGGACAUGAAGUACAUAGCGGACCCGUCGAUGCACUCGCUGCCGGCCGUGAGCCUGGCCCCCAACGGCAAGUGGCUGGCCUGCCAGUCCAUGGACAACAAGGUGAUCGUGUUCAGCGCGCUCAACCGCUUCAAGAUGAACCGCAAGAAGACCUUCACCGGCCACAUGGUGGCCGGCUACGCCUGCGCGGUCGACUUCUCGCCGGACAUGAGCUAUCUCGUAUCGGGCGACGCCGACGGCAAGUGUUACGUUUGGGACUGGAAGACCACGAAACUGUACAAGAAAUGGAAGGCGCACGACGGCGUGUGCAUUUCCUCCCUGUGGCAUCCCCACGAGCCGAGCAAGCUCCUCACGGCGGGCUGGGACGGCGUGAUAAAAUAUUGGGAU
This is a messenger RNA of Iphiclides podalirius (scarce swallowtail), 1728 nucleotides long. NCBI's taxonomy places the organism in Eukaryota, Metazoa, Arthropoda, Insecta, Lepidoptera, Papilionidae. The record is from the annotation of a GenBank genome assembly.